This is a messenger RNA of Ostrea edulis (European flat oyster), 555 nucleotides long. RefSeq lists its product as uncharacterized. Lineage: Eukaryota; Metazoa; Mollusca; Bivalvia; Ostreida; Ostreidae. The transcript is spliced from 2 exons. The record is from RefSeq and is a predicted model, not a curated record. The coding region runs from base 1 to 555 and encodes 184 amino acids.
AUGCAGGGCUACCAUGCUGGCCAGAUGUCCGAGAGUUUUGAGGUCAAGACAGGAGUUCGACAAGGAUGUUUGCUGUCAUCAUUCCUCUUCCUCUUGGUUAUUGACUGGAUCAUGAGGACUACCACAUCAGACAGGAACAAUGGUAUACAGUGGACACUCCUGACACAACUCGACGAUCUCGACUUUGCCGAUGACCUGGUUCUCCUUUCGCACAACCACAGUCAGAUGCAGGACAAAACAAGUCACCUUGUAACAACAUCAGCAGGAACGGGACUCAAGAUCAAUUUGAAGAAAACAGAAUUGAUUAAGAUCAACACUACUGUCCAAUUACCAGUCACAGUUAGUGGCGCAUCUUCAACAUCCGAUGGCCUGAAAAGAAAAAAUGAAGAACUAUGGAAGAGAGCAGGGCAGGAACAUUUAGACAUACAAAUCAGACGAAGGAAUUGGGGCUGGAUUGGACACACCCCAAGGAAGCCACCUUCCAGCACCACACACCAGGCCCUGACCUGGAACCCGCAGUACAAGAGAAAGACCAAGAAACACCCGGAGGCGUGA